Molecule: messenger RNA, 1057 nt
Organism: Stegastes partitus (bicolor damselfish)
Lineage: Eukaryota; Metazoa; Chordata; Actinopteri; Pomacentridae
Product: mannose-P-dolichol utilization defect 1 protein-like
Exons: 7
Coding region: 26-751 (241 amino acids)
Biological process (GO): oligosaccharide biosynthetic process
Source: RefSeq, a predicted model, not a curated record
GAUCACUGCUGCCUACAGAGCCGCUAUGGCCACGUCUCCGCUCAGAGACUUCCUCGUUACCUAUUUAAUGCCAGAAAAAUGCUAUGAGCAUAUUUUCGUCCACCUCCACUGGCACGUGCCUUGCCUGAAGUUUGUACUGAACAAAACUGUCGGAUUUUGGAUCAUACUGGACACAUUCCUGGCACAACUGCCUCAGCUGCUGAAGAUACUGUGGAGAGGAAAUGCAGAAGGUCUGAGUCUGAUCUCCGUCCUGCUGCAGCUUUAUGCGUUCUCAUGUCCUGUUGUGUAUGCUAUCGCCAACCACUUCCCACUCUUUGCCUGGGCAGAGAGGCUCAUCACGUUGGCCCAGACGGCAGCGAUUGUCUUCCUCAUCCUGCAUUACCGUGGCAACACUCUCGCAGGAGUGCUGCUUCCCUCUGGUUUCGGCGGUCUUGUCUUCCUCCUGGGCUCAUAUGCGACUGCAGCAGUCGCCUCAGUGAUUCAUUCCUCCAGUUUGGCAGCUUUAAUUGCAAGCAAGGUUUUCCAGACCACAACUAACCACCAGAAUGGCCACACAGGUCAGCUGUCCACUCUGUCAGUGCUGCUAUCAUGGGCAGGGUCUCUGGGUGUCGUCUGGAUUUCUCUGCAGGAAACCGGAGGCUCUCUUGCUACUCUGUCACACAUCCUGUCAGCCGGCCUCAGCUGUGUCCUCCUGGUCCAGGUCCUCUGCUACAGGAGCAUCACCGGCACAGAUGCAAAGAAGAGAGAGUAGAGGUGGAGGGAGGCGACAAAUCAACACUCACAUCGCAUGCAUAUCCUAACUGUCAUGCAGCUGUUUGAUUCUGUGCAGGAAGCUGGACUUGUAAAGUGCAGCAGUGAAGCAACUGUCAGUGUUUACAGGGUGUUUUUGUACCACUAAGUCUGAUUGGUACUCUCAGAUCUAAGUUGAAACAAGUUGCGCCUGUGAAAAUAAGAGCUUUCAUUGUCGUGCUUUUAUAAAAACUUUAUAUUUUAUUUAUGCAGCUUGUUUCCAAUUGCUGCACCGGUGAGAGAAUAAAAAGUCUUUUGCUGCCCUCUA